UCUCCAAGCUUGUUAAACGCCAUUUGUGAACAUAAAAACUAGUACUAGGGUCAGCCAAUCUGACUUUACCAAUAUUUUUGAAAAAAUGAAAGUUUGAAGUAAAAGAAAAAAGAGUUUAAAAGUAUUUAAAAUACAUAAAAGUAUUUUUAUAUGUCGAUGGUUUAUAGCACAAAAAACAGUUGUCCAUAUUUGACAGUUUCAAGAAAACCGGUUUUCAAAUAACAAUAUGGAUGAAAUUAAAUUAAGGCCAAUGUCUCAAAAAGGUUACAUUAUUGGUGCAAGAACUGCAGAAAGGUUUCAAAAGUUAAUUGAAGAUGGACCAGGACCUCCAUCUUAUCAACCAAUAAUAAGUGAGAAAAAAAAGAUAAAACUUGCACUAAAACCAUUUCAAUGUGGCGACUCAAGAUUUCCAAAAAUAAAAAGAGAAACUAUUCCUGGGCCAGGUACUUAUGAUCACAAUAUUCCCUGCAAUAAAAAAAUCCAGUUUUAUUGCUCAUUUGGUGGUCUUCAAACACUUCGAACAUCUGUUCAGCUUAUUUGCAAUUAUGGUUUAAAAGAUAAUUGUAGUUCUUGCUUAAAGGAAAUAAUUGGUGAUUACUACAAAAACAACAAGCAUAAGAGUUUGUGUCGAAUUUGUUAUGACAAUUUUAAAUACAAUCUACCUGAAAAAAAACAAAAAAGAUUAUUACAAUAUUACAAAGUUCGAGAUUGUAGUAACGUACAUUAUCACGAAACAACUAAUUCAAAGCUACAGUUGAAGUCGGAAAAAGAUAUCAAGAAAAUACAGUUAAGAGAGGCAUACUUGAGUCUAUAUUAUGAUUGAAAAGUUUAUAUAUAUUUUAUUUUUGUAUAA
This is a messenger RNA of Hydra vulgaris (swiftwater hydra), 853 nucleotides long. Lineage: Eukaryota; Metazoa; Cnidaria; Hydrozoa; Anthoathecata; Hydridae. The record is from RefSeq and is a predicted model, not a curated record.